Messenger RNA from Verticillium nonalfalfae, 987 nucleotides. RefSeq lists its product as uncharacterized. Gene Ontology annotation, biological process: mRNA splicing, via spliceosome. The transcript has 2 exons. The record is from RefSeq and is a predicted model, not a curated record. Bases 1 to 987 code for a protein of 328 amino acids. Gene Ontology annotation, cellular component: U2-type catalytic step 1 spliceosome. NCBI's taxonomy places the organism in Eukaryota, Fungi, Ascomycota, Sordariomycetes, Glomerellales, Plectosphaerellaceae.
AUGUCCGAGCGAAAGGUUCUCACGAAAUACUUCCCCCCGGAUUUCGAUCCACGCGCCCUGACGCGCAAGCGUGGGCCCAAGCCCACGGGCGUCAAGACGCAGGCCGUCCGCAUCAUGGCCCCCUUUUCGAUGAAGUGCACGACAUGCGGCGAGUACAUCUACAAGGGCCGCAAGUUCAACUCGCGCAAGGAGACGCCGCAGGGCGAGCGGUACCUCGGCAUCCAGAUCUUCUUCUUCUCGAUCCGCUGCACGCGUUGCUCGGCGGAGAUCAUCUUCCGCACCGACCCCAAGAUCAACGACUACACCAUGGUCAAGGGCGCCGUGCGCAACAUGGAGCCGUGGCGGAACCGCGCGGGCGAGGACGAGGGCGUCGAGGAGCGGCUCGACCGCCUCGAGCGCGAGGAGGCCGAGGCCGCGGGCGAGGAGGAGAAGAACGCCAUGGAGGACCUCGAGGCCAAGAACGCAGACGCCCGCCGCGAGAUGGCCGCCGCCGACGCCCUCGACGAGAUCCGCCAGCGCAACGCCCGCAUCCAGAGGAGCGAGAAGGAGGGCGUCGACUUUGCCGACUAUGUCGUGCGGCCCGAGGACGAGGAGAGGGCGAGGCAGGAGAGGGAGGAUGAUGAGGCGGCGAGGCGCGCAUUUGCCGCGGCCAAGGAACGGUCUAUGCUUGAUCUGCUGGGCGAGGAGGUCAUGGAGGAUGUUGAGGAGGACGACGAGGAGCCCCACCCGUUGUCGAGUGCAACGGCCAGGCCCUCCUCCUCCUCCUCCUCAGGGGCAGCACGACCAUCAUCCUCCUCCUCACUGUCGACAACACCAAUAACAGGCGAUAGCGCGGCUGUAUCAGGGGAGACGGCGGUCGGAGCCGCAGCGGACGUGACGGCCAUGCCUCCGCCUCCGCCGCCGGCCCCGUUCAAGAGGCCGCCGAAGAAGAAGAAGGUCGACUAUGCCGCGAAAUUGGGUAUCAAAAAGAAGGCUCCGCUCGUGUGA